AUGAAUGACAGAAAAUUGAUUAAAAAACAAACUUUUUUAAUUUGUGCAAAAAGAAAAAAACGAUGGGAAUUACUUCAGAAAAAUCUAAAAAAAAUCAAUUACGAUUUAAUUGAAAGACAAAUUGAAACAUGAGAACAAUUUUCACAUAACGUCAACGUCAACGACAACGACAUUGAGGCCGCUUUAUUUAUUUGCUUGCAGUUUACAUUUUAUUGCCUAGAGAUAUUCAUAGUAUAGCCAGCCACAACUACGACGACGGCAACAACAACAAAAUGGAUGCACUAAGUGAUAUAUUGGCGCCUUACAGUGAUGACAUUGCCAAAUUUGCCGGUUCCGUAACAUGCCUGCAAUUUUUAUCCGGUGUUUUUCUGCUCAACGAUAUUCGCAAAAAGAAAAGCAGUGACACAUAUCCAGCGGAUCCAUUCCUGGGCGGUAUUGUUUUAACAAUACUGAGUCUGAAAAUGGGCGCACUAAUGGGUGACGAGGCAAUGAUCAAAGUCAAUGUAAUUGGUUUUGCCAUUAACGUCAUCUUCAUGGUCGUGUUCUAUUGGUAUGCCUCAGAGGCGGGUCGAUCGAAAAUCUGGUCUAAAAUUGGCAUGUAUUUCACAUUUACAUUGGGUUGCCUGGCGUAUGCCAACUUUGAAGAUCCCGCCAAAAUCGAAUUCCGCUUCGGUAUGUUAAUCACCGCCAUUCUAGUAAUGCUUGUGGGUAUGCCGCUUUUGAAUUUGGGUAAAAUCAUUGAAACCAAGAGCACUGAAGGUCUACCAUUCCCCCUGAUAUUGUCGGGUACAAUUGUGGCUGCUUCAUGGGCUGCCUAUGGCAUUUCAAUCCGCAAUCAAAUUGUGGCGUAUCAAAAUUUGUUCUUAUUCUUCUUGAGUUUUGUACAACUGUCAUUGUUCGCCAUCUAUCCCACGAAUCCAACAGAGCAAAAGAAACCGGCCGAUGAUGGAACGCCAUAUAAAAAAUUGACAUCAAACAACAGUCCAUCCAAAUCAAAAGCUAACAAGAAACGUGAUUAAAAACUACAACAAAUAAAUGGCACAUUGCACAAAAGAGCUUUGCUUUGCUACUUUAAUAACAACAAUUUAAAGAAAUAAUCAAAAAACAUAAAAAGCUUUAACUUUAAAUUCAAAUCAUAAGUGCAUAACUUUUUGACAAUAAUAAAACAUCUUCCAAUAACGUAUAACGAUAAACAUAUUUACUCUAUUUUUUUAAACAUUAUUUCACAUAUCUACUGUAAUCGUUGUUAUUUAGUAUAAUGUAAUAAUUAUUAUUACAAUUGUUGUUGUUUAUCAUUUCUAUUAGCAAUAAAAUUGUAAGUAAAAUAUUUAAAAAUAUGAAAUAACUCUCACAAAAAAAACACUUUGUAAACAUACUAAAUGCCCAUAUAUUUCGGCAACUAUAUAUUGUCGAAAGAAAUAAAAUUAAGAGCUUAUUACAAAAACAAA
Molecule: messenger RNA, 1448 nt
Organism: Musca domestica (house fly)
Lineage: Eukaryota; Metazoa; Arthropoda; Insecta; Diptera; Muscidae
Product: sugar transporter SWEET1
Exons: 4
Coding region: 273-1019 (248 amino acids)
Biological process (GO): carbohydrate transport
Cellular component (GO): membrane
Molecular function (GO): sugar transmembrane transporter activity
Source: RefSeq, a predicted model, not a curated record